AUGGCGUCCUUCGCGGCCGCGGCGCCGUUGACGACGCGUCCCGCGCGCGCGGGCGCGGCGCCGUCGCCGGCGACCGCGUCGAGCUCGUCUCGCCGCGGUGGCGGGGUCGUCGUCGUCCGUCCGACGCGCGGCGCGCGGCGCGCGGCGUCCGCGUCCGCGUCCGCGAGCGGCGCGCGAUCGAGCGGAUCGAACCCCGCGCCCGCGAGAGGGAAGAAGCCGCGACGUCGCCGCGUCGCGGAUCCGAGCGCGGGGGGGGGGAAGCUCGAGACGACGCGCGCGGCGGUCGCGACGGACGCCGCGGACAUCGUUCCGGCGCUGGACGACGACGACGACGACGACGACGCGUCGUCGCGCGCGGCGUCGUCCUCCGCCUCCUCCUCCUCCUCCUCGCGGACCCGCUCUCCGGUGGAGACGUCCCAGCACAUCCACCUCGGCGCCGCCGCGAGCGCGAGCGACGCGCUGCGACGCCUCCGCGACGGCCUGCGAGGGCUCGUCCUCGACGCCGGCGGCGGCGCCGUCCCGCCGUUCCGCUCCGGAUUAUUCCGACUCACCGUCGCGAUCCCUCGCGGCGCGGACGCCCUCGAGUGGCUCUCCCGGCUCCCCAGAGACGCGCCCGCGCUGCUGCCGAUGUAUUACAUGUCCCCGAGGACGCCGCCGCCGAGCGUCCGCGCGGAGCGCGCCGGCGCCGGCGGCGCCCGCGGACGCUCAGCGGCGGACGACGACGACGACGACGACGACGACUCCUUCGCUGCGUCGGAAAACGCGGCGGCGCACGCGGAACCUCCCGGCUGGCGCGCAGACCCUCGAGGCGCGGUCGCCGCCGCCGGCGGCGCGUGCGUCUGGACCUCCCCCGACGCCUUCGGCGCGACGCAGCUCGCGAGCGUGCGGCGGUGGACGCACACGUGCGAGCCGAGCGACGGCGGCCCGCGCGCGUACGGAUGCGGUCGGUUCGACGCGGCGCGACCUGGCGGCGCGGACGAGGAGUGGGCGGCGUUUGGGGGGCACUACUUCGCGCUGCCGCUGCUGGAGGUGGUGGAGGGGACGCGGUGCUGCACCGUCGCGGUGCACGUCGCGUGGGAGCGGAGUAGUGGUUAUGAUGCGGGGGAAGAUGGAACGUCGAUCGGCGGCGGCGGCGGCGGCGGCGGCGCGACGGCGGGGGAUUUCGCGGCGGCGGUGGCCGCCGCCGUCGACGCCGUGGACGCCGCGUCGGAGGCGCACGCGCCGGUUCGGAUCCGAAGCGGCUUGAACGCGAACGACGACGACGACGACGACAAAAGAACGACCGAAACGACGAGCGGCGGCGUCGCGCGGCUCCCUCCCGGCGCCGCGCGGGUGCUCUCGCGCGAGCUGCGACCGGACCGGUCCGGAUGGACGGACGUCGUGGACGGUUUGCUCAAGUCGCUGCGCGAGGGAGAGGCGGCGGCGGCGGCGGCGGCGGUUCAGGCGGCGAGAGCCGCGGCCGAGCGCGAGGCGGCCGAGCGCGAGGCGGCCGCGCCGCCGAGCGCGACCGCGAGCGCGACCGCGACCGCCGGAUCCGGCCCGGCGAGGACCUACGUGUGGGACGAGGAAUACGCGUACAAGGAGGAGCAAGACAGUUACGUGGACGCGUUCGCGUCCGGCGACGGGAUCUACGGACCCGGCUCAUCGGUGGGCGCGGGCCCCGGCGAUCAACGGCGACGAGACGAACGGAGCGUGAUACGCGAUAAGCUCCUGGAGCUCGGGCGGUCCGCGGGCGUGGAGGCGCCGCCCGCGAGCGUGAUGAGAGAUCUCGAGGCGUUCGCGAUGGCGGCGGGGAUGGGCGCGAACGCUACGAACAGCGCGCUCGCACCAGGGUCGGAUUUCAACAGCGGGGACUGGUCCGACGCGGACGACAUCGGGAGCAUCGGUCUCGGAUGGGGCGCGACGGACGUGGACCCUGAGAGCGGCGGCGGCGCUUCCGCGGCGAGCGCGGAGCGCGUAGCGGACGCGAUGGCGGUGGCGGAGGGCGAAGCGACUGAAGCCGACGACGUCGACGACGACGCGCUCGCGCCGCUCCGCAAGGUUGUCCUCGCGCGCCGGACGACGCUCGCGCUCUCGGACGCGAUCGACGCGCUGUCGCUGGUGUCCUCCCUCCGCGCGCGCGACCCUGACGCGUACCAGUUCGCGCUGAUCCACCCGUCGGGCGCGGCUUUCGUCGGAUCCACGCCCGAGCGUUUAUUUUCGUCGAGGGACGGCCACGCCGCGUCGGAGGCCGUCGCGGGGACGCGCCCGCGCGGCGCGGACGAGGGCGAGGACGCCGCGCUCGCGUACCAGAUGCUCCUCUCGCCGAAAGAGCACGAGGAGUUCGCGAUCGUUCGGGAGGAAGUGCGGCGCGCGCUCGGUUCCGUCGCGGACGGGGGCGCGCGCGGGGUCAACGCAGAGUUGGAAAAAGGCGUCUUGCGGCACGUCUCCGUCCAGCACCUCUACGCGCGGCUCGGCGCCAAGCUCGCGCCCGGGAAGGACGAGGCGGACGUUCUCAGAGCGCUGCAUCCGACGCCCGCGGUGUGCGGGCAUCCGAGGCGCGCGGCGCUGCGCGCGAUUCGCGCGUCCGAGAGCUUCGAUCGAGGGUUGUACGCGGGACCGGUGGGGUGGGUGUCUCGCGACGCCGCGGAGUUUGCCGUGGCGAUUCGAUCCGCGCUCGUGUCUCCGUCCGGCGUGGACGUGAAACUCUUCGCCGGCGUCGGCGUCGUCGCCGCCGCGGACAGCGCCGCGGAGUGGCGCGAGCUGAACCUAAAAACGCGCCCCCUCGAGGCGUUACUCGCGCAAAAACCCAGCCUCGACGCCGCCGUCAACGCCAACGCGGCGUGGGCGGACGUCCUGAUCGGCGAGCUCGUCCACGGCGGGGUCCACGUCUUCUGCGUCGCGCCCGGGUCUCGAUCCACCCCGCUCGCGCUCGCGGCGGAGAAGCACCAGACCGCGCGCGUCGUCGUGUGCGUGGACGAGCGGAGUUUAGGAUUUUACGCCCUAGGGUACGGCAAAGGAAGAGGCAGAGCCGCCGCGGUGAUCACGAGCAGCGGCACCGCGGUCGCCAACCUGCUCCCCGCGUGCGUCGAGGCGCACGAGAGCGGCGCGCCGCUGCUGCUGCUCACCGCGGACCGCCCCCCGGAGCUGCGCGACACGGGCGCGAACCAGACGAUCGACCAGGUGAAGAUCUUCGAGGGGUUCGCGCGCUACGCCGUGGAUUUGCCCCCGCCCGGCGACGGCGCGCCCGCGCGCGUCUACGCGACGGCGGCGGCGACGGCGGCGCGACACCUCCACGGCGAUCGACCGGGUCCCGUGCAUUUGAACGUGCAGUUCCGCGACCCGCUCGGGCCGGUGAAGAGCGCGUGGGAUCCGGCGCGGGACCUGCGGGGGCUCGAGGGGUGGGAGCGGCGCGCGGCGCCGUUCGUGAGCGGCGGCGCGAGCGGCGCGAGCGGAGGCGGCGCGGACGGCGACGGCGCUGUCGGGGAACUGUGCGCGCUCGUGCGAUCCGCGCGGCGCGGGCUGCUCGUCGUCGCCGGCGGCGGGACGGCUUCGGACGCGCUCGCCGCGUGCGAGAUCGCCGCCCUUCUCGGCUGGGCGGUCGUCGCGGACGCGGCGUCGGGGCUUCGCGUGCGCGGCGCCGAAAUCGGGGGAUCGUCGAGCGCGCCGCGGGCUUCUUCGUGGUCCGUGGCGGGCGGCGUCUGCCCCGGCCUUCUCGACGGCCUCGACCUCGCGCUGUGCUCUCCGGAGUUCCGCGAGUGGUUCGACCCGGACGUCAUCGUGCAGAUCAACCCGAGGAUCACGUCGAAGCGCGUGCAGACCGCGCUCGAGCGCGCCGCGAUCGAUCGACGCGCGGCGUGGGCGGUGGCGACGAACCGAGACGCGCGCGUCGACCCCGGCCACUGCGUCUCGUUGCACGUCGCGUCGGACGCGUCCGCGGUGGCUACCGCGCUGGAGACGCUGCUCGGCGGCGGUCGUCACGGCGACGGCGCUGGCGGGGGUGGCGGGGGUGGCGGGACGUAUGUGGUUGGAAACGGCUCGAAUAUUGGCGUUUCUUCGAGUGGGUGUUACGUCGGCAGCGACGGGCACGCGUCGUGCGUCGCGUUUCGCGAGAAGCUCGCGGCGAUCGACGCCGCGGCGACGCGCGAAGCCGACGCCGCGCUCCGCGACAUCGAGUCCGAGGAGGGCAUCUCCGAGAUGGCGGUCGCGCUCGCGGUGACCGAGGCGCUUCCCGCGUCGAGCGGUCUUUUCAUCGGGAACUCGAUGCCGAUCCGCGACGUCGACGCGCUCUCGGGGCUGCGAUCCUCGGCGAGAGGAGGAGGAGGAGGACGCGGCGGCGGCGGCGGCGCGGGGGGACCGGGCGCGCCCGUCGCGGCGAAUCGCGGCGCGAGCGGCAUCGACGGCAUCAUCUCCACCGCGGCGGGGUACGCCGCGGGCCUCUCCCAGCCCGUCACGCUGCUCAUCGGCGACGUUUCGUUCCAGCAUGACAGCAACGGGUUACUGUUACUCCGCGAGCGGCCCGGGCAGCCGCCGGUGACGAUCGUCGUCGUCAACAACGGCGGCGGCGGCAUCUUCAGCUUCCUCCCCGUCGCCGACCAGAUCGAUCCCGGCGCGUUCACGAAGCUCUUCGCGACGCCGCCGGACGUGAGCCGAAAAGGCCUGUGCGACGCGCACAGGAUCGCGCACGCGCAUCCGAGCACGCCGGAGGGGUUGAAGAAGGCGCUGCGCGCGGCGUGGAGCGAGGGAAGGCACAACGUCGUCGAGGUGUCGACCUCCCGCGCGUCCAACUUGAAGCAGCAUCGCGCGGUGCAGGCUCGCGUCGCCGCGGCGGCGAGCGCGGCGCUGCGGCUGCUGGAGGGCGGCGGCGGCGCGGCGGCGGCGGCGGCGGCGAAGGCGAAGGCGACGCCGCGGGUGAUAAGCGCGGAGGUGACGGAUUUCACGCUGCCGCUGCGUCGACCGCCGACGACGACGGCGACGGCGACGGCGACGGCGGACGACGCCGUCCGACGCGGAUGGUUGCUGAAAGUCGUCCUCGACGACGGCUCGAUCGGGUGGGGCGAGGCGAGCCCGCUCCCGGGCCUUCACCUCGAGUCGCACGACGCCGCGGGCGCGCAGUUGCGGACGGUCGCGUCCAUCGUCGACGGCUCCGCCGCGGGCGGCGGCGGUUCAGGCGGCGGCGGGGUUUUCGUGGACGCGACGCUGCCGCUGCUUAACGGUGCCGUCGCCGAGUGGCUGACGUCCGCGUGCGGCGUGCGCGAGGACGCGCUGCUGCCGUCCGUGCGUUUCGCGCUCGAGACCGCGGUGUUAUCCGCGCUCGCGUGUAGAUCGUCGUCCUCGGGGGGAGGAGGAGGAGGAGGAGAAUGUAACGCGCCGCUCGCGAGCGUUUUACUGCUCGGCGACGCGGGGAACGCCUCGUCGCCGUCGGCGGCGGCGGACUCGGAGAACUUCGUGGAGAUCAACGCGUUGAUUCCCGACGACGCGCUCGCGACGCCCGAGGACGUCGCGAACGCCGCGAGACAUCUCGUCGCGAAGGGGUUCCGAUGCCUCAAGCUCAAGGUGGCGCGCGGCGAGGGCACCGCGGGCGCGUUCGACGACGCGAAGAAGGUCAAGGCGAUGAGAGACGCCGUCGGCGACGACAUCAUCGACUGCCGCGUGCAGUACGUCGAGGAGCCCGUGAGCGACCUCGUGGACUUGGCCGCGUUCCACUGCACGACGGGCGUGCCGGUCGCGCUCGACGAGAGCGUGGACGAGGCGAUGCGCGGCGGCGCGGACGGCGCUCGCGACGGCGACGGCGACGACGACGACGACUCGACGGGGUCGCUGAACGCGUUGAUCGAGCUGUUCGAACCGAGCAACGGCGUCGUCGCGAUCGUCUUGAAACCGUCCGUGAUCGGAGGGUUCGAACGGUGCGCGCGCGCGGCAGCCGCGGCGAGGAGCCGCGGCGUCGCGAGCGUCGUCACGACCGCGUUCGACGCCGGCGUCGGCGCGGACGCGUGCGCGAACCUCGCCCGCGCGCUCGACGCCGCCGCAGCGAAAGCCGCGGCGGACGCGUCCGCCGCCGCCGCCGCCGCCGACGACGACGACGACGACGACGCGUCCGGCGGCGGCGGCGACGACGACGACGGGUGGGACGCCGCCGCCGCGCGCGUCGGCGUCGGCGUCGCCGCCGCGGACCGAGAGCCGAGCCUCGUCGCCAGGCUCGCGCCGAUGCGGCACGGGUUGGGGACUGGGGAGUGGCUCGACGGCGACGUGUUCGAUCCCCCCGCGGCGCCGUUGGACUUUUCGUCGGCUUCGGCGGGCGGCGGCGUCCGCGUCGCGCUCGCGCCGGCGGCGGCGUCCGCGAGGAGGAAGACGACCGCGGCGGUGUCGGAGAUGAACACGACGACGACGACGACGACGACGACCGCGUGGGGCGCGGAGAGCGUCUACGAGGCGAAGACGAGCCGCGGAACGUACAGCAUCCGCGUCGUGGACAGCGGCGGCGGCGGCGGCGACGCGCGUCCGCCGGUGCUUCUCCUUCACGGGUUUCUCGGCGGCGCGGAGGACUGGCACGCGAUCGCGUCGGGGCUCUCGAGAUCGCACCGCGUCGUCGCGAUCGACCUCCCGGGGCACGGCGGCAGCGCGCUGACCCCGCUCGAAGAGGAGGACGACGAAGAGAAGGACGACGACGACGACGACGACGACGACGACGGCGGAAAAGUUCUUAAGGAACGGCGUUCACCACGCGAACGGGAUCGUAUGGGGACCAGUGUAGACGGCCGAUCCAAGUACGACGUCGAAUCCGUCUCCGACGCCGUCGCGGCGUUGAUUCCCGCGCUCGGCGCGUCCAAAGCGAUCGUCGUGGGGUACUCCCUCGGCGCGCGCAUCGCGCUUCACCUCGCGGCGACGCGCCCCGACGUCGUCCACGCCGUCGCGUCCAUCGGAGGCAGCGGCGGGAUCGUCGACUCGAUCGACCGAGCGACGCGCGCGGCGCGCGACGACGCCGCCGCCGCCGCGUUGCGCGACGGCGGCGUCGCUCCGUUCGCGACCGCGUGGUACGCGCAGCCGCUGUUCCGCGCGCUGUCGACGCACCCGCGGUGGCGCGGCGGGAAGAUCGCGGCGGCCAGAGCGCGGAACAGCGGCGACGCGCGCGAGCUCGCGGACGUCCUGCGCGGCAUGUCCCCGGGGCGACAGCCGGCGGUGACGGGGCGAGACGUCCGCGACGUCGCGCGCGCGGGGGGGGCGCUUUUCGUAGCGGGCGGCGAGGACGUGAAGUUUACGGCGAUCGCGCGCGCGCUCGCGAGGGAGUGCGGCGACGGCGACGAUAGAGACACUUCUUCUCGCGUCGAGGUGGUCGUUGUCCCCGGCGCCGGGCACGCGGUGCAUCUGGAAGCCCCCGAGGCGUUGAUUCGCGCGUUGACGACGUUCGUCGCGACGGCGACGGCGAGGGCGGCGAUUUCGGCGGCAGGCGCGACGGACGACGCGAAGGGCGGGAAGAAGACGCGCGCGCGGCGGUACGGCGGCGCGCGCGCGGGGAACGCGACGCCGCGAGACGACGCGAAGUGA
Molecule: messenger RNA, 7524 nt
Organism: Micromonas pusilla CCMP1545
Lineage: Eukaryota; Viridiplantae; Chlorophyta; Mamiellophyceae; Mamiellales; Mamiellaceae
Product: isochorismate synthase
Exons: 3
Coding region: 1-7524 (2507 amino acids)
Biological process (GO): menaquinone biosynthetic process
Molecular function (GO): thiamine pyrophosphate binding; 2-succinyl-5-enolpyruvyl-6-hydroxy-3-cyclohexene-1-carboxylic-acid synthase activity; isochorismate synthase activity
Source: RefSeq, a predicted model, not a curated record